This is a messenger RNA of Perognathus longimembris pacificus (Pacific pocket mouse), 798 nucleotides long. It is a transcript of the gene Il15ra, whose product is annotated as interleukin 15 receptor subunit alpha. The transcript has 7 exons. Gene Ontology annotation, biological process: interleukin-15-mediated signaling pathway. Gene Ontology annotation, molecular function: interleukin-15 receptor activity. The record is from RefSeq and is a predicted model, not a curated record. The coding region runs from base 1 to 798 and encodes 265 amino acids. NCBI's taxonomy places the organism in Eukaryota, Metazoa, Chordata, Mammalia, Rodentia, Heteromyidae. Gene Ontology annotation, cellular component: plasma membrane.
AUGGGGCCGCCGCCGCUCCGCCGCCGUCGGGUCCACGCCUUCCCGCCGCCGCUGCUGCUGCUGCUGCUCUGGCCGCCGGUGACACCCGGCGCCUUGUGCCCAAGCCCCGUGUCUGUGGAACACGCGGACAUCCACGUCAAGAGUUACCACGUGAGCUCCAGGGAGAGGUACGUGUGCAACUCCGGCUUCAAGCGCAAAGCCGGUACGUCCAGCCUGAUCGAGUGUGUGCUGAACGAGGCCACAAACACGGCCCAGUGGACAGCUCCCAGUCUGAAAUGCAUCCGAGACCCCGCCCUGACCCACCAGAGACCAGAGCCACCCUCCAUAGUAGUGACGACAAAGGUGACCCCCCGGCCAGAGAGACCCUCCCCUACAGGACGAGAAGCCACCACCCUCCCUCCCAAGUCAGACCCCACCGUUGCCAUGGAUACCGCUAUUGUGCCCGGCUCCCGGCUGCCCCCGCCCCCGCCGCCGCCUUCCCCAGGAACCACGGGGCCAGGCCGUGAGGAGCCCUCCCCGGCCCCACCCCAGCCCACAGCGGGGGCCCCGCACCCCCUGGCCACCUCCCACGGGACACCAGGUGUCCACGCACGCGGCCACGCAAAGGCCACCGUGGCCAUCUCCACAUCUGUGGCCGUGGCCUGCGGCGCGGGCGUGCUGCUGCUCCUGGUGUGGUGCAUCCGAUCGAGGCAAACUUCCCGGCCACCUGCUCCUGAAAUGGAACCCAUGGAGGUGAUGCCGUUGGCCGCGGGGACCGGCCACAGAGAGGGCGUGGGAGCCUCCCCACGCGACCUCUGA